AUGGAUUUGAGACUGAUCCUAGAUCGGAAUGACUGGUUUCCGGCCACGUUGACGAACCUUGCCCAUGUUGAUAAAACCACUACUAGGAUUAAGGCCAGGCUAACCCCAACCCAGUUAGACAUGUUUAGGCAAACAUGUUUCGGUCCUAUUUUGGACAUGGGCGUUGUUUUCAACGGUCCAUUGAUCCAUCACCUGUUGUUGAUAGAGGUUGAAGAGCCUAGACAGGACGUCAUUAGCUUUGACUUGUUUAGGAAGAGGGUGUCUUUUGGUAAGCGAGAGUUCGACCUAAUCACCGGGCUCAGUCAUAAGAUGAAUAGGGUAAAUAAUCAUAUUCCUGGACGAAGACUUAGAGCACGUUACUUUAAAGACAGUGUUAGGGUUAAGUGUAGUGAGCUGGAGAAGAUUUUUUUGGAGGACAUUUUUUACGACGACGAGGAUGUUGUGAAGGUUGGCAUAGUUUACUUCAUAGAACUUGCCAUGAUGGGGAAGGAGAGGAAGCAGUUCAUAGAUACGGUAGGUGUUGUGGAUCGGUGGGAGGCGUUCUGCAACUCUGACUGGAGUUCGAUGAUUUUUGAUAGGACGAUUUGGAGUCUCAAGAACACCCUGAAGGAUAAACUGUCGGCGUACCAACAGAAGGCAACAGCGGACCCCACACACGUUGAGACUUAUAGUUUGUACGGGUUUCCGUAUGGGCGUAUGAGACGAUCUCGAGUGCUGGCGAGUGAGGUUUUCGAUAACACUUGGUCCAAGGUUAAGGAACACUUGUUGGCGACGGAUGCUGAGGAACAACACAUGGUUCGUGUCAUUCUUCCACCAGAAGUCCGUGUUAUACCUGAUCCGCCUGCUGUACCUGAUCGGGCUGUUGUACCUGAUCGAGCUGUUGUACCUGAUCCGCCUGCUUAG
Molecule: messenger RNA, 903 nt
Organism: Momordica charantia (bitter melon)
Lineage: Eukaryota; Viridiplantae; Streptophyta; Magnoliopsida; Cucurbitales; Cucurbitaceae
Source: RefSeq, a predicted model, not a curated record